Lotus japonicus is the source of this 1236-nucleotide messenger RNA. RefSeq names its product zinc finger A20 and AN1 domain-containing stress-associated protein 8-like. The coding region runs from base 270 to 803 and encodes 177 amino acids. The transcript has 3 exons. The record is from RefSeq and is a predicted model, not a curated record. Gene Ontology annotation, molecular function: zinc ion binding; DNA binding. NCBI's taxonomy places the organism in Eukaryota, Viridiplantae, Streptophyta, Magnoliopsida, Fabales, Fabaceae.
AAGCAGCAAUGCAAUGCAAAAGGCCCCUUGUAUUUAAAUACCAAACACUGACACACACAAACGACGCAUCCAUUCUCUCUCUCUCUCUCUCUCUCUCUCUCUCUCUCUCCCUCGUCGGCUUCACUUUCUCUCUCCUCUUCGAUCCCAAAUCUACUAGGGGCUCGUAUGCGAUGCGAUUCUGAGCUUGUAGAUCCGUGUCGAGGUUUCGUCUCCCUGAUUUUUUUGUAAUUCCUUUCCUGCCCCUAUCAGGAAAAUUGUAAAAGAGAAAAAUGGACCAUGAAAAGACUGAAUGCCAAGCUCCUCCAGAGAGUCCCAUGUUGUGCAUCAACAACUGUGGAUUUUUUGGAAGUGCAGCUACCAUGAACAUGUGUUCUAAGUGCCACAAAGACAUGGUGCUGAAACAGGAGCAGGCCAAGCUUGCAGCAACCUCCAUCGGAAAUAUUAUGAAUGGAUCAUCAAGCAGCAUUGAAACUGAGCCGACUGAACCUGUUGUUGCUGCCAGCGUGGAUAUCCCAGUUAUUUCAGUAGAGCCUAAAACUAUCUCUUCACAACCUGUAUUUGGUUUUGGUUCUGGUUCAGGGGAGAGUGGUGAGGAAAAGCCAAAAGAUGGUCCUAAACGUUGUAGCAGCUGCAAUAAACGGGUUGGUUUGACAGGGUUUAACUGUCGAUGUGGUCAUCUUUUCUGUGCUGUACAUCGCUACUCAGACAAGCACGAUUGCCCAUUCGAUUACCGCACCGCUGCACGGGAUGCCAUUGCUAAAGCAAACCCCGUUGUGAAGGCUGAGAAGCUUGAUAAGAUCUAAGAUCUGAUGUCUUGAUGUUUCAUGCCCUGAGAUGAUGUUAUGCUCAAAUUCAUCAUGCCCAAGUUUCCUGCACAUUUUAUUGGUGUUCUUAUUAUAUUGUUAUAUGUGUGGUGAGGGACUUGGUGUUAUAGGACAUCUCUGCAAGUUGAAGUACUCUUUCAUGUGAUUGGCGAAAAUAUAUAUGUUGGCCCUGGUGUUAAGUUUUUAAAUCUGUGCUGGUGUGGUGGAUGUUGGUGUUAGCUUUGUAAUGCAUCUAUUCUGUUUCAGGAUGGUAUUUGCGAUUUACAGAUGAUUUCAAGAGCAUCCGUGGACAUGUGGUUAGAUUGUAAUUAUUCUGGGCUAUCUAUGAUUUUCUUUGGAUCUUGUAAACAAUGGGAUUUAUCAUUAUCUAGGUUUCAGUUCAAUUUGAAGUACAAAAUAAACGGUUUUUAUA